Saccostrea cuccullata (small rock oyster) is the source of this 1089-nucleotide messenger RNA. RefSeq lists its product as uncharacterized. Gene Ontology annotation, cellular component: extracellular region. The record is from RefSeq and is a predicted model, not a curated record. The transcript is spliced from 4 exons. Gene Ontology annotation, molecular function: cytokine activity. NCBI's taxonomy places the organism in Eukaryota, Metazoa, Mollusca, Bivalvia, Ostreida, Ostreidae. The coding region runs from base 16 to 1089 and encodes 357 amino acids.
CAACAGACACACAACAUGGGUUUCAAGAUUUGUCUUCUGAUUCUGUUCCACAUUUGGGGUAUAACCUAUUCAACACAAAACGUGAUAGAAAAUCAUUUUGGGGUGAAAUCACUGAAGGAUUCAUUUUUCCUGGCUAGUCGUCACGGUUCACUACGAGAAGAAACAGCAGGUAUCAUGAACACUUUACGCCUUGACCAUGAUAUAAACAUCACUGUUACCGACUUACCACUUGAUCAACCAAUGCCAGGAUAUGAACAUUAUUCAACUCUAAGUUCCUGUCCUUGGAAAUAUGUUAUAACACGAGAUGUUAAUCGAAUACCAUCAGCAAUGAUAGAAGCCAAGUGUUUGAAUGCCAACUGUCAGAGCGUUAACACAAACCAUGAUCUACACUGUAGGACUGCUUGCCAUUGUCAAGAGGUAUACCGAUUUGUUCAAGUUAAAAGGAAAUCAACUUCUGAUGGACGUAGGUCACAGUAUUCAAAAGUGUGGGAAAGAUUAGCUGUUGGUUAUAAUAAAACACCUAAAAUCAUGAAUAUGCUGUACACUUUUGUUUUGUUUCUUGGAAUAUUGAUUCAACCAAUCAACUCUAAGAUUCUUGAUCCAAAGGAGCUUAUUCAGAGUAUUUCGUCCUAUAAGGAAGCAUGCUCAGCUGUUGGAUACGAGAGAAAAUUAUGCUCAUAUCGCUCAAAGAAUAACAAAAUGGCUGUAGCUUUCCAUGCAAAGAUGAAAAAUUCGCAAAACAAUUUGAAAAGCAACCAGAAGGUUUUAUUUGAACAUGUAUUCCUUAACAUUGGCAGUGGCUACGAUGCAAAAACUGGUGUAUUUACAGCGCCAGUGGACGGAAUUUACCGCUUUGACUGGACAACAUUGGCAGCGCAGAAGAAAUAUUUUAUUACUUUUCUUGUCAAGGAAAACGCCCAAAUUAGCUCUAAUUACUGCGCAGACAUAUAUGACAAUGAAUAUGGCCAAUGUACUUCCUCAGCUAUCGUAGAGAUGAAGGCAAAUCAAAAAGUCUGGAUAAAACCGUAUGGCGGUUAUGCACAAGGUGUAACUGGUAGCUACAGUUAUUUUUCCGGGUAUAUUAUAUAA